Molecule: messenger RNA, 1486 nt
Organism: Plutella xylostella (diamondback moth)
Lineage: Eukaryota; Metazoa; Arthropoda; Insecta; Lepidoptera; Plutellidae
Gene: SDR39U1
Product: short chain dehydrogenase/reductase family 39U, member 1
Source: RefSeq, a predicted model, not a curated record
AAAGUGCAAUUUUUAUUUGUUUACCGGUGAUAAAUUCGCGUAAACGUUAUCGUAAUUAUUAAUCAAUAAGUACAAACACUUCUUGGAAACAAGUGCAGUUUGCACAAAUCGCUCAGCGCUUUAGUCAAUAAAUGAAGAUUUAUUUAUUAUUUCUCUUGAAUAAGUGAAAUAUUUCGUUACAUAACCUGCAAUGGCAGCAAAAGGAAUACUUGUCGGUGGAGGCACCGGCUUUGUCGGCAAAAGACUGGGUGAGCUUUUAGUGUCUAAAGGUUUCAAUGUGACUAACAUCUCGAGAAUGCCGGCGGCUAAGAAUAUAUCGUGGACACACCUGGACGAGCACGGCAUCCCUGCUGGCACUGUGGGAGUAGUCAACUGCGCCGGCCAACAGUUCAUGGAUUUUACUAAAGCUUGGACACCUGGAUUCAAGCAGAACAUUUUGAACUCUAGAGUACGCACAACUCAAACUCUAUCUAAUGCUAUAAAUAAGAGUGUCAACAAACCACAGGUGUUUGUACUCAUCACCGGUGUUGGUGCGUAUGAACCAUCAGACCAUAAGAAGUAUGAUGAGUCCAGCCCCACGACUGGCAAUGACUUCUUCUCAAAGCUACUUGUGGAAUGGGAGAAAGCUGCACAGGUCUCUCCUCCAACAAGACUUGUGAUAAUUCGUUCAGGAGCGGUGCUGGGCCGUGAUGGUGGCAUGAUAAAGAACAUGUUUUUGCCAUUCUUCUUUGGUGUUGGAGGGCCUAUCGGCAAUGGCCAGCAGUACUUACCCUGGAUCCACUUAGAUGACCUAGUGAGGCUUAUUCACUUUGCCAUAGAAAAUCCUGAUGUCAAAGGAAUCCUCAAUGGGGUUGCCCCACAUGUCAUUAGGAAUAUUGAUUUUACAAAAGCAUUUGCCAGAGCCCUCAGCAGGCCAGCCAUAAUCCCGGUCCCAGAGACGAUACUGAACAUAGCAUUGAACCCAGAAAGGGCGAUGAUCAUGACUAAAGGCCAAAAUGUGACGCCUAAGAGAGUGCUGGACUAUGGAUUCAAGUACAAGUAUGACAACAUUGACGCCGCCUGCAAAUCUGUGGCUCACCUUUUCCCGCAGAAACAGCCCUUCAGCGAGAUGUGAAGUUGUUACUUUUAGUUAGUGUAAGUAAACAUUAAAAUAUUUUAUUGAUUGUUAUUGAUUAAGGCAGAUCAUGAUGAUACAGUGCAAUUUUGUUACCGCAAAGCUCUAUAAGUUUCCUUUGAAUAUAUUAGCUAUCUUAAGAUUGAAAAAUGGACUUAUGGAUCCAACUUCAGUGAUGCAUUUUAAAUUUCGUAAUGAAUAAAUACAAAACAUACUUAUGUCAGUACAAGUUGCACGUGGUACCUCUGAAAAAACCAGUGGGGUUAUUAUAUGACUUUGGGCACCAUCACAUUAUAUAAAAUAAUAUAGGUAAAAUCACGGCUGAAAACAUCUAGGGACUGUAAUAAUGUGAAAAAUAUAUUUAAGUUAAAC